This is a messenger RNA of Ipomoea triloba (trilobed morning glory), 2559 nucleotides long. RefSeq names its product putative cysteine-rich receptor-like protein kinase 20. Gene Ontology annotation, biological process: protein phosphorylation. NCBI's taxonomy places the organism in Eukaryota, Viridiplantae, Streptophyta, Magnoliopsida, Solanales, Convolvulaceae. The record is from RefSeq and is a predicted model, not a curated record. Bases 180 to 2372 code for a protein of 730 amino acids. The transcript has 13 exons. Gene Ontology annotation, molecular function: ATP binding; protein kinase activity.
UAAUACUGGAAUAGGUAGUAUUCGACAUUUACACCAUUUUUCCAAAAGCUUGUACGUGCCGGGAAGCUUCUGCAAGCCUUCUGGGACGAUAUGAUGCAGUUGCAGCUCAGGGAAUUCUAGCAGACGACUGUGAAUGCUGGUCUGAUCUGUGUUCUCUCCUAAUCUUGAUUUUAGUUUUUAUGGAUUCCCUGAAAUGGAUUGGUUUCCAAAUCUUAAGAAAAAUGAAGGGAAGGAAGCCCAAACGUUAUGAAAACUCUGAUUCGGAAGAAAUUAGUCUUCCGGAGGAGUCUGUGGAGUAUGAUUUCAUCACUAUUCAGAAUGCGACAAAUAACUUCUCCAAGAAAAACAGGAUAGGAGAAGGAGGUUUUGGUGUUGUAUACAAGGGUACACUCAAAAACGGACAACAAGUUGCUGUGAAGAGGUUGUCUAAAAAUUUAAAGGGAGGUAGUCAAGAAUUUAAAAACGAGGUCUCUCUAAUGGUCAAGUUUCAACACAGGAAUUUGGUCAAGCUUCUUGGUUUUAGCUUGGAAGGGAAAGAAGUGUUUCUGGUAUAUGAAUUUGUUCCCAAUGGCAGCCUUGACAAUUUUUUAUAUGGUUCUGUAAAACAUAAACGUUUGGGUUGGGAGAGACGUUACAAAAUAAUAGAAUGUAUUGCCAGAGGGCUUGUCUAUCUGCACGAAGGCUCUCUUAUUCGCAUUAUUCAUUGCAAUCUCAAAGCUAGUAAUGUUUUACUGGAUGAAGAUUUGAACCCAAAGAUUGUGGACUUUGACAUGGCCAAGUUGUUUGCUUUAGACAAAAUUCACGACUCAACAAGCAGAAUCAUGAGAACCAGCAGAUAUAUAGCACCUGAGUAUACGUUGCAGGGUGAAAUUUCUAUUAAAACAGAUGUAUAUAGUUUUGGAAUGCUAAUUCUGGAAAUUAUAAGUGGACAUAGGAUUUCUAAUUUUCAAAAUGAAGAAUCUACAAAUGAUGAUGAGCUUUUAAGCUAUGCUUGGACACAUUGGAAAGGUGGGUCCGCUUCAAAUGUGAUAGAUCCAAUGUUGAGAGGUAUAAAAAGUCCAGUGGAUGAGAUAACAAAAUGCAUCCACAUUGCCUUGCUGUGUGUUCAAGAAAGUGUUGCAGAUAGACCAAAAAUGAUUGAAGUUCUUCAAAUGCUAAAUAAGUUAUCUAUAAGGCUUCCAGAACCCCUAGAGCCGGGACUUUUUAUUCGUGGCAGCAUCAGUUCAGAGGCUUCAAGCCAAUUUACUAAAAAUGUGAAGUCAAUUAGUGAUCAAUAUGACAGGAAAAUGCAGAAGAAGAAGGCCAAAAGCUAUGUGAAGACUGUGGAAGAAUCUAGCUCAAGUGUUGAAAUUAAUCCUGUGGAGUCUCAUCUAAAAUAUGAAUUGAUUACCAUACAAAACGCAACAAAUAACUUCUCUAAAGCAAACAAGUUAGGAGAAGGGGGAUAUUGGCCCAUAUACAAGGGAAAACUUGAAAAUGGACUAGAAGUUGCUGUGAGGAGGUUACCAAAAUAUGGUAAUUUAGAAUUUAAAAAUGAGGUGACUUUAAUAGCUAAGCUUCAACACAGGAAUUUGGUAAGGCUAUUUGGUUAUUGCCAAGAAGGAAGAGAAAUGAUUCUUGUCUAUGAAUUUCUUCCCAAUGGUGGCCUUGACGGAUUUUUAUUUGAUCCUAUAAAAUGUGGAUAUUUGAAUUGGGAGAGACGUUACAAAAUAAUAGAAGGCAUUGGCAAAGGGCUUGUUUAUUUGCAUGAAGACUCUCGUCUUCGCAUUGCUCAUCGUGAUGUCAAAGCUAGAAGCAUUUUGCUAGAUGCAGAUUUGAAUCCAAAGCUUGCAGACUUUGGCCUUGCCUGGUCCUUUGCUUUAGAUGAAACUGAAAGCUCUUCACCUACCGGAAUCGUGGGGACCUAUGGAUAUAUAGCACCGGAAUAUUAUCUCAACGGUGAAUUCUCUAUUAAAACAGACGUAUAUAGUUUUGGAGUGUUAGUCUUGGAAAUUAUAACUGGACAAAAUCGUAUGCAUGUACAAAAUGAAGGAACUACUACUAAUCUCCUUUCAAGUUAUGCUUGGAAACAAUGGACAAAUGGGUCUUCUUCAAAUCUAAUACAUCCAAUGUUGAGAGGUAUAUCAAGUCCAGUGAAUGAUAUAAUUAAAUGCAUCCAAAUUGCUUUGUUGUGUAUUCAAGUAGAGCCCGAAGACAGACCAACAAUGAGUGAAGUUGUUCAAAUGCUAAGCAACUUAUCUAUGAGUAUUCCAGUACCAUUAGCCCCGCCUGAACUAGCCCCGCCUGGACUUGAUGAUGAUUGCAGCACCGUCUGUUCAGAGGGUUCAAUCAAUGAGAUGUCAGUUAGUGAAGAUGAUGAGUAUCUCAGAUAGAUAGCUUCCUAAUUAAGUGAUACCAAACUCAUCAAUCCAAGCGCAUACACUAGCAUACUGCUGUUUCUUGCAAUUGCUUUUGGUUUUGUAUAGUUUUUGAAUACUGAUAUUUGUGUGAAAGGUCAUUCUACAUAGUUUUAUCCAGCCUCAUAAUUAUUGUUAUAAUAUUUUUAGUUUUGUUUCUAAA